AUGGAAGCUCUAGAUGCUCGCGUCGGGGAAGUUUUGGGGAAUACUACAGCUCGUGCUACCAAAUACGUGUACAUUCGCGCGCUGGCUCACUUUGUGGAUUGGCUAUAUGGUCAUACAGAUGGCAGUCAUCGUGUGGUGCUCUUCACGCGAUCAUUUCUUGAGCUUGAACAGAUUAACAACGACACAAUUACUCAGUGGUUUGACCGAGUGCCUCUUACAAGUCCAAUCAACCUUAGUGUGCUAACUACUAAGGACUGCAUGCGCUACCUUACUUUGCUGGAGCAACGAGGCGUCUCGGGGAAAUCAACUUUUGGCAAUGCUCGCUCUGCGUUGGUGUAUUUGUACUCUAUGACAGAGCUUCCUCGACCUUCGGACUCUGACACUCAAAUGAGGUGAUUCUUCAAAGGAUUUUACCAUACGGUAGCACAAGUGGCCCAAGGCAGUAAUGAACGCCUUCGCGAGGAUAAGGAGCCCUUUUCAUUCUCGAUGUACAGAGUUGUUGCAAAAUCACUGAUCCAGUCCAGCUAAAAGGAGGAUAUAUUCGGCCAC
Messenger RNA from Phytophthora nicotianae INRA-310, 549 nucleotides. RefSeq lists its product as hypothetical. NCBI's taxonomy places the organism in Eukaryota, Oomycota, Peronosporomycetes, Peronosporales, Peronosporaceae. The transcript has a single exon. The coding region runs from base 1 to 396 and encodes 131 amino acids. The record is from RefSeq and is a predicted model, not a curated record.